UUUAGAUGCGCAUUAUUUUUGCAGUCAAGCAGCGGCGCAAUUGUGAAAUUAUAGCUUUUGCGAUUUUUUAAAGAGUUCCAAACAUAAAACAAAAUGCCAGGCAUCGCGCCGUUAUCUACGGGUGUUAUUGCACGUAUCAUGCAUGGAGAAGAAGUAAAUCAGCCGGUUCUACAGAUUCUGGGUAUUAAAAAGAUCAACAGCAAUGCAGAUUCCGAGCGUUAUCGUCUGCUUAUGUCAGAUGGCCAGUAUUACAACAGCUAUGCCAUGUUGGCUAGCCAGUUGAACGCGAUGCAGCAUGACGGUCUGCUCAAAGAGAACACCAUUGUUCGCCUGGACAAAUACAUUACUUCCUUGGUGGGGAAAAACGAUACGGACAAACGUGUCCUCAUCGUGACGGAUUUGACCGUUCUAAAUUCUGGUGCAGAGGUUGGCAAAAAAAUUGGUGAACCGGUUACUUAUGAAAAUGCUUUAAAGAAUGGGGCACAGUCCAAGCCUUUGGCCUCUUCCAGUGCACCGGUUCAACAGAAUAAGCCAGAAAAGAAGCCAAUGCUUUACAACAACAAUAAUAACAAUACACUAAAUAGUUCUAUUAAUGCGGGAUUAACAAGUCCCAUAGCCAGUCUUAGCCCAUAUCAAAACAAAUGGGCUAUUAAAGCGCGUGUAACUUCAAAAUCCGCUAUACGCACCUGGAGCAAUGCACGCGGGGAGGGAAAGCUUUUUAGUAUGGAUUUGAUGGAUGAAUCCGGUGAAAUACGCGCGACCGCUUUUAAAGAGCAAUGCGACAAAUAUUACGACUUAAUUCAGGUCGAUAACAUUUAUUACUUUUCCAAGUGUCAGCUGAAGUCAGCAAACAAACAAUUCUCACAACUGAAGAACGAUUACGAAAUGACCUUCACUAGCGAUACAGUUGUGCAGAAGUGCGAGGAAAUGGAUGAUGGCGGUAUACCCGAGAUUAAGUACGAUUUGGUUCCCAUUUCGCAAGUAGCGAACAUGGAAGAUAAAACAGCUUUGGAUACGAUUGGCAUUUGCAAAGAGGUGGGCGAGCUGCAGACCUUCACCUCGCGCACAACCAACAAAGAGUUUAGGAAGCGUGAAUUGACUUUAGUGGAUAUGAGCAACUCGGCCGUCACUUUGACUUUAUGGGGUGAUGAUGCCGUCAACUUCGAUGGUCAUGUGCAGCCUGUAAUACUCGUGAAGGGUGCGCGCAUUAAUGUAUUCAACGGCGGCAAGACUCUGAGUAUGGGUGGUGGCUCUACUAUUAAAAUAAAUCCAGACAUUCCGGAAGGUCACAAGUUGCGAGGUUGGUUCGACAAUGGCGGUGGCGAUAAUAUAACUAAUAUGGUAUCGGCGCGCACUGGUGGCGGAAACUUUAACACCGAGUGGAUGACCUUGCAAGAGGUGCGCUUGCGAAAUCUUGGAGCCGGAGAUAAGCCGGAUUACUUCCAGUGCAAGGCUGUUAUUCACAUGGUGAAGCAAGAAAAUGCAUUUUAUAAGGCUUGUCCCCAGAGCGAAUGCAACAAGAAGGUCGUCGAUGAGGGUAAUGGCCAGUAUCGAUGCGAACGUUGUAACUCUUUGUAUCCAAAUUUCAAAUAUCGUCUACUGAUUAAUAUGAGCAUCGGGGACUGGACCGCAAACCGCUGGGUUACUUGCUUCAAUGAAGUUGGCGAGCAAUUGCUCAAUCACUCCGGCCAGGAAGUUGGAAACGCUUUGGAGAACGAACCAGAAGCUGCUCAAGCCAUGUUCUCGGCGAUUAACUUUACUUCACACAUUUUCAAGCUGCGCUGCAAGAGCGAAAUGUAUGGCGAUGUGACCCGUAAUAAAUUAUCUGUGCAAGCGUUGACGCCCAUAAAUUACAAGGAAUAUAACAAGUACUUGCUAAAGAGCCUAAAGGACUUAACAGGUAUUGGAUCCUCCAACUGAAUUGAGAAAGCGCAGUGCGUCUAUCAAAAACACAGCUAUCUGAAUAAGUAAUGAUUUAUUAUUCUGAACCAAAUCAUUAAAAUUAAUAAAUACUGCAUAUGUUUAUAACGUCUCAUAAAAAUACAUUCCAUAAGUUUAUUGAA
Scaptodrosophila lebanonensis is the source of this 2063-nucleotide messenger RNA. It is a transcript of the gene RpA-70, whose product is annotated as replication protein A 70 kDa DNA-binding subunit. Bases 94 to 1920 code for a protein of 608 amino acids. The record is from RefSeq and is a predicted model, not a curated record. Gene Ontology annotation, biological process: DNA replication; DNA recombination; DNA repair. Gene Ontology annotation, cellular component: nucleus. The transcript is spliced from 4 exons. NCBI's taxonomy places the organism in Eukaryota, Metazoa, Arthropoda, Insecta, Diptera, Drosophilidae. Gene Ontology annotation, molecular function: DNA binding.